This is a messenger RNA of Haemonchus placei, 3399 nucleotides long. Lineage: Eukaryota; Metazoa; Nematoda; Chromadorea; Rhabditida; Trichostrongylidae. The record is from the annotation of a GenBank genome assembly.
AUGUUGGAGCUUGGAGUCAAUAUAUUUAUCGCAGCCUCUGAUAAAGUAUGGUUUUUGCUCGAAUUGUAUUCUUUCAUCGAUUAUUGCACAAUUCCGCCCAGUUUUGUCGCUAUUUAUCUACAACGGAAUUGGUUAGGUUUCCGUUUUCUUCGCGCCUUACGUCUAAUGACCGUGCCGGAUAUUCUACAGUACCUGAACAUUCUAAAAACCUCGUCAUCAAUUCGGCUCACUCAGCUCGUCACCAUUUUCGUGUCCGUCUGUCUUACGGGUGCCGGUGGAGUACAUCUAUUCGAAAACUCGGGUGAUUUCUUCAAAGGAUUCAUCAAUCCGCAUCGGAUCACCUAUGCAGAUUGCGUGUACUUUCUUCUAGUCACGAUGUCCACCGUCGGCUAUGGAGACAUCUACUGUACGACAUUAUGCGGUCGGAUUUUUAUGGUGUUCUUCAUCCUCGGUGGUCUCGCCAUGUUUGCCAGCUACGUUCCGGAAAUUGCUGAUCUGAUCGGAAAUCGACAAAAGUACGGUGGCGAGUAUAAAGGCGAACAUGGGAAGAAACAUAUCGUCGUCUGCGGCCAUAUCACCUAUGACUCCGUAAGCCACUUUCUGCAGGAUUUCCUUCACGAAGACAGAGAUGACGUCGAUGUUGAAGUUGUUUUCCUACACAGAGUGGUACCAGAUCUGGAGCUGGAGGGCUUGUUCAAACGGCACUUCACAAAAGUGGAGUUUUUCACCGGUACCGUCAUGGAUUCACUGGAUCUAUCACGGGUGAAGGUAUCAGAUGCGGACGCUUGUUUGGUGUUGGCUAACAAGUACAGCACUAACCCAGAUGCUGAAGAUGCGGCGAAUAUCAUGCGGGUGAUUUCCAUCAAAAACUACUCGAGUGAUAUCAGAGUGAUCGUUCAGUUGAUGCAGUAUCACAAUAAGGCAUAUCUCUUGAACAUCCCAUCAUGGGACUGGCGACGAGGUGACGACGUGAUUUGCUUGGCUGAGCUCAAACUCGGUUUCAUUGCCCAAUCGUGCCUCGCUCCCGGCUUUUCAACGAUGAUGGCGAAUCUGUUUGCCAUGAGGUCAUUCAAAACGUCACCUCACACGCCAUCAUGGCUGAACGACUAUCUACGUGGUGCUGGCAUGGAAAUGUAUACGGAGAAGCUCUCACAAGCGUUUGUCGGCAUGUCGUUUCCAGAAGCAGCAGAUUUAAACUCCACUGAGAUUGAGAAGGCAACUGUUGCAAUGGAGUCACGAGAUACUCCUGACUGGCUGAAUCUGUACCUAUGUGGGGCUGGUAUGGAAAUGUACACCGAUACACUGUCACAUUCAUUCGUCGGAAUGUCAUUCCCUGAAGCAGCCGACCUUUUAUUCACACGUCUUGGUCUGCUUUUGCUUGCCAUCGAACUGAAAGACGAAGAGAAUCGUGAAUGCAACAUCGCUAUAAAUCCUGGACCAUCCGCUUUUUUCUGGUGUAAACAAUGCCACGAGGACAUUCGGGAUGUGACGCUCAUCAAAAAGUGCAAAUGCAAAAAUCGUAAGCACCAUUUCAUUCAUCUUGAAUGCCUUUCGUUCCUAUUAGGUAUUAUCGAGAUGACAAGUUCGUUUCAGUGGCUCUGUUUCGACGUAGCACCAAGCCGAGUGCCUUACGUGAAGCCUGUCAAAAACGAAGCCAAAAUACUGGAUUGUGUGAUUGGCGGUGCAGCCAUCGAUGGCAGCUGCAAUGAAGCUAGUGAUCUCUUUAAACUUAUCCUGGUUGGAGCUCUGAUCAUUUCAGUCGCUUCUCGACACGUUCCCGAGCCACCGUCUGUUCCUCACCAUGGCUCUCAGGUACAACUUCGGCUGCUGAACGAGCAAAGCUCCAACAGUGAUAAUCACCUAGCGGCGAAAUCGAUGCGAUUCGCAUACGAGAUCAAGAAACUCAUGCCGUCAUCGGGUCGACGUAACUCGAUGUCGAUUCCACCGGAUGGUCGAGGUGUCGACUUCGCAAAGGAUUUCGAGCAGCAGGAUAUGAAAUACGACUCGACUGGCAUGUUUCAUUGGUGUCCAGCUAGGAAUUUGGACGAGUGUGUGCUGGAACGCCACCAAGCGGCCAUGACAGUGUUGAAUGGGCAUGUUGUCGUGUGUCUGUUUGCUGAUCGUGAUUCUCCUCUGAUCGGUCUCCGAAACUUCAUCAUGCCUCUACGAGCGUCCAAUUUCCAUUACCACGAGCUCAAACACGUGGUGAUUGUCGGCGAUUUGGACUAUCUUCGUAAAGAAUGGAAAACACUUUACAACCUACCAAAGAUCUCCAUACUGAACGGAUCGCCCUUAUCGCGAGCAGAUUUACGAGCGGUUAACAUCAAUCUCUGUGAUAUGUGUGUAAUUAUAUCAGCACGAGUGCCUAACACUGAAGACACAACACUUGCAGAUAAAGAGGCGAUUUUGGCAUCGUUGAAUAUCAAGGCGAUGCAGUUCGAUGACACGCUUGGAUUCUUUCCAUUGCGAGGCGGUGAUCGAAGUCCAUUGGGAAGUCCAAUCAGUAUGCAGAAGAAAGGGGCAAGAUUCGGUACAAACGUGCCAAUGAUAACUGAAUUAGUGAACGAUUCGAAUGUGCAGUUUCUCGAUCAAGACGAUGAUGACGAUCCGGACACAGAGUUGUACUUGACGCAACCAUUCGCAUGCGGCACGGCAUUCGCGAUUUCUGUCCUCGAUUCACUUAUGAGUACUACGUAUUUCAAUGAUUCCGCGUUGACGUUAAUUCGAACUCUGGUAACGGGAGGCGCCACACCGGAAUUGGAGUUGAUUCUUGCUGAAGGAGCUGGUCUCCGAGGCGGUUACAGCACACCGGAAACGCUUUCGAAUCGCGAUCGAUGCCGUGUGCAUGAUACGUAUUUCAAUGAUUCGGCGUUGACGUUAAUUCGAACUCUGGUGACGGGAGGCGCCACACCGGAGUUGGAGUUGAUUCUUGCUGAAGGAGCUGGUCUCCGAGGAGGUUACAGCACACCGGAAACGCUGUCAAAUCGCGAUCGAUGCCGUAUAGCUCAGAUUGCUCUGCACGACAAUCCCUAUGAGGGAAUAGGGGUAAGUUGGGUUCUACCAUUCACUCUGACCCCGCUCUCAACAUCAGCUUUCCAGCACAACUCGACAUAUGGCCAAAUGUUUACGACGUCUUUGAAAAAAUACGGGCAGCUGUGUAUCGGGCUCUAUCGGUUGCACGAUCAAGACAACGCUGAGUCAGUGAAACGAUAUGUGAUUACGAAUCCUCCAGCCGAGCUUCGGAUCAGGAGCUCGGACUAUGUAAGUUUUAGAACUGAACUUUCAAAACCUCUACUACUGAUGGGAGGUGGUGCAGUAGCGAGGGUGUACUGUAAUACGAAAUUCCACCAGAACAGUACCCACCCAAGCCAGUCAGGCUGCCUAUCCUUUCGAGGUUGA